AUGGUGGCUACCUCUCAACUCAUUAAAACAACGUUUUUGAAUUGUGUUCAGAAAACGAGCCUGCAAGAAUUAUCCAAUAACGAGUGUUUGUCGUUAAUUGAAAAACUGUCUUCUGCUAUGAAUGGGGCUGAUGAUGAGUCAAAUGAAUCACUUAGUCUACCAGAUGUCGCCGUGAAUCAUGACGUUCUGUCGCAUCCAUUUUUAAUAAAAAUACUUGAUCAAAACGAGUUGCUGGUGAAAACCUUAUGGUCACAAUAUAAUCAACUAUGGCCUACAUAUGCCGUUGGUGCGGUUCCUCCUUCGAAUUUUCAAUCUCAACCAACGUCGAAAGGUGUUAUGAAUCUUGCUUGA
Molecule: messenger RNA, 351 nt
Organism: Didymodactylos carnosus
Lineage: Eukaryota; Metazoa; Rotifera; Eurotatoria; Philodinida; Philodinidae
Source: the annotation of a GenBank genome assembly